AUGUGUCAUUCUUUCUUUCUAAUUUUCAUUCAUUCUUUCUUUCUUAUUUUCCUUCAUUCAUUCUUUCUUUCUAAUUUUCAUUCAUUCUUUCUUUCUUAUUUUCAUUCUUUCUUUCUUUCUUAUUUUCAUUCUCUCUUUCUUUCUUAUUUUCAUUCUCUCUUUCUUUCUUAUUUUCAUUCUUUCUUUCUUAUUUUCAUUCUUUCUUUCUUAUUUUCAUUUUUUCUUUCUUUCUUAUUUUCAUUCUUUCUUUCUUUCUUUCUUAUUUUCAUUCAUUCAUUCUUUCUUUCUUAUUUUUAUUCUUUCUUUCAUUCUUUCUUCUUUUCACUCUUUCUUUCUCGUUUUCAUUCUUUCAUUCUUUCUUUCUUAUUUUCAUUCUUUCUUUUUUCUUUCUUAUUUUUAUUCAUUCUUUCUUUUUCUAUUUCCAUUCUUUCUUUCUUUCUAAUUUUCAUUCUUUCUUUCUUAUUUUCAUUCAUUCUUUUUUUCUUUCAUAUUUUCUUUCUUUCUUUCUUUCUUUCUUAUUUUCUUUCGUUCUUUUAA
Messenger RNA from Acanthosepion pharaonis, 537 nucleotides. The record is from the annotation of a GenBank genome assembly. Lineage: Eukaryota; Metazoa; Mollusca; Cephalopoda; Sepiida; Sepiidae.